Calliphora vicina (urban bluebottle blowfly) is the source of this 1042-nucleotide messenger RNA. RefSeq names its product negative elongation factor E (gene Nelf-E). Gene Ontology annotation, molecular function: RNA binding. Gene Ontology annotation, cellular component: NELF complex. The record is from RefSeq and is a predicted model, not a curated record. Bases 79 to 918 code for a protein of 279 amino acids. Gene Ontology annotation, biological process: negative regulation of transcription elongation by RNA polymerase II. NCBI's taxonomy places the organism in Eukaryota, Metazoa, Arthropoda, Insecta, Diptera, Calliphoridae. The transcript has 4 exons.
UCAAAACAAUAAUUUUAUUGAAAAAGCCGAAAAUAAAGAAAAAAUCUACAAAAAUCUUUAAAACAAUUUGCAAAAAAUAUGGUUUAUAUACAUUUUCCUUCGAACCUUACCGAGGAGGAGCACAUGCUCCAGGCAAAAUAUCAGAAACUAAAGAAAAAGAAAAAAGCUCUGCAACUGAUGAAGGCACCUAAACAAGAACCGGAGAAGCCAACUCUAAAGCGUCCCACAGAUGCACGUGAUGCUAGGGAAGUUGCACGUAAACUGAUAAAAAGUGGUGCUAUACCAGCAAUUCAGAAGCAACAAACAAAGCAGGAUCAAACUUCUUUCAAACGACCUAAAGGUCAAGAGCGUAAGCGUCCAUUACCUGAAACUUCAGUGGCCGCAUACCAGCCCUUCUCUUCCACACAAAACGAUGUAGCACAGGAGACAAUUAUCAGUGAAAUUAUUAAAGAAGAACCACGCAUGCAAAAUUUAUACCAACAUUUUGCAUCAGAACGUGAUCGUGAGGAACGCGGUUUAAAUGACAAAACUCCCUUGGAUCCCAAUCAAGGAGAUAAGCCACGGGCUGGUAAUACAAUAUUUGUAUCGGGUAAUAAAGUAACCGAAGAGUAUCUCAAGAAAACUUUCAAUGAUUACGGCACAAUUGUGAAUGUGUCCAUGGAAAUUGAAAAGGGACGUGGCUUUGUAACUUUUGCUAAACCUGAAUCAGCCGACCGAGCUAUUGCUGAAAUGCAUGGCAAAAGCAUUAAUGGCAUUAAUCUUCAGGUACAAUUGGCUCGUCGUCAACCACAAAUUGAACCCAUAAAUGAUGCCUCAUCCUCGGCCGUCUGGUCUUCCAUAGCUGCUAGCAAGUCUCAAAAAGGCAGCCAUAAGGACAGACGUGAAAUGGUUCAAUACGACGAAGACUUUUUACUAUAAUAAAGUUUCCCUUUAAGUUUCUCAUUCAUUUAAUCAAGAACAAUCAUUAAAUCAUCGUGCAUACAAAUAAUAUUCAUCAAAUCUAAGCAAAAUUAAUAAUGAAAAUUCAUUUAUCAAAUAACAA